AUCCCUGAGUCCUGUCAGUCCGUACCCUGUACUAACUUCUGUCUCAACAUGUCGCUCACCAAGCUCAGCAUCGACAAGGUGGACGUCAAGGGGAAGAGAGUCCUCAUGAGGGUGGACUUCAAUGUUCCAAUGAAGGGAAAGGAAAUCACCAACACCCAGAGAAUCGUGGCUGCUAUCCCCAGUAUUAAGUACGCCCUUGACCAAGGAGCGAAGUCCGUCAUCCUGAUGAGUCACCUGGGCCGACCUGACGGCAGACGACAGGACAAGUUCUCCCUCGCUCCUGUCGCUGAUGAACUCAAGAAACUCCUGGGGAGGGACGUGACGUUCCUGACUGACUGUGUAGGAGGGGAGGUGGAGGCAGCCUGUGCAGACCCUGCACCUGGGUCAGUCUUCCUACUGGAGAACCUGCGCUUCCAUAUCGAAGAGGAGGGGAAAGGUGUAGAUGAAGGAGGAAACAAGGUAAAAGCAAAGCCAGAUGACGUGACUGCCUUCCGGGCAUCUCUGACCAACUUGGGUGAUGUUUACGUCAACGAUGCUUUUGGAACGGCUCACAGAGCCCACAGUUCCAUGGUUGGUGUGAACCAUUCCCAGAGGGCUUCAGGCUUCCUACUGAAGAAAGAGCUGGACUACUUCAACAAGGCCCUGCAGAAUCCCAACAGGCCAUUCCUGGCUAUUCUUGGAGGGUCAUUUCCUGAAGGCAAGGCUAUUUUUGGCCCAGUGUGCAGUACAGCCAGUGCUAAAAUCAAGGACAAGAUCCCACUGAUCGAGAACAUGCUGGAUAAGGUCAACGACCUGAUCAUCGUGGGAGGCAUGGCCUUUACCUUCCUCAAGGUUCUGAAUGGCAUGAAGAUUGGGUCGUCACUCUUCGAUGAGGAAGGAGCCAAGAUUGUUGAACACUUGAUGGAGAAGGCGAAAAAGAAUGGGGUAGCGAUCCACUUUCCUGUGGACUUUGUCACGGCUGAUGCCUUCUCAGAGAAUGCAGCUACAGGCACAGCCACUGUGGAGUCUGGUAUUCCGGAUGGGUGGAUGGGACUUGACUGUGGCCCAGAAAGUGGGAGAAAGUUCAAGGAGGUGAUCUCCAGGUCCAACACCAUUGUUUGGAACGGGCCGGUGGGUGUGUUUGAGUUUGAGAAGUUUGCUGCAGGGACCAGGGGAAUGAUGGACGAUGUGGUGGCUGUCACACAGAAGGGUGCUGUCACUAUCAUCGGUGGAGGUGACACAGCGACUAGCUGUGCCAAGUUUGGUACGGAGGACAAAGUCAGCCAUGUCAGCACUGGGGGAGGGGCUAGUCUGGAGCUACUGGAAGGGAAAACAUUACCAGGAGUUGCAGCUCUCUCAGAGGCCUGAACUGAAGCACAGAGAAACACUGGCAAACUGUAGAGGGAUAUCUGAAAAUAGUUACUGUAGAGAAAGUAGUUUCUAUUGGUGCUGCAUUUUCUACACUUGGGUUAAGUACAUUAGC
This is a messenger RNA of Branchiostoma belcheri (Belcher's lancelet), 1462 nucleotides long. RefSeq names its product phosphoglycerate kinase 1-like. The record is from RefSeq and is a predicted model, not a curated record. The transcript has 13 exons. Gene Ontology annotation, cellular component: cytosol. The coding region runs from base 49 to 1347 and encodes 432 amino acids. Gene Ontology annotation, molecular function: ADP binding; ATP binding; phosphoglycerate kinase activity. Gene Ontology annotation, biological process: gluconeogenesis; glycolytic process. NCBI's taxonomy places the organism in Eukaryota, Metazoa, Chordata, Leptocardii, Amphioxiformes, Branchiostomatidae.